Molecule: messenger RNA, 4341 nt
Organism: Mycena indigotica
Lineage: Eukaryota; Fungi; Basidiomycota; Agaricomycetes; Agaricales; Mycenaceae
Product: Tuftelin-interacting protein 11
Exons: 18
Coding region: 1-4341 (1446 amino acids)
Biological process (GO): spliceosomal complex disassembly
Cellular component (GO): U2-type post-mRNA release spliceosomal complex
Molecular function (GO): protein binding; nucleic acid binding
Source: RefSeq, a predicted model, not a curated record
AUGGCUCGACGCAAACAUUUUAUCGAUGACGGGGAUGAUUCGGACGCGUCUAUGUCUGGUCAUGACGAUCUUGAUCUAACUGAAGACUCGGAUGCACGCGCAGCACGACAGCUAUUCGAGAAUCCCUACCAGCGCAAACGAAGACGGGUUAGUGACGAAGAUGAGGACGGCCUUGAGGCUGACCUCGCGCCACGUAGAAAUACAGGCAAGAAAAGUGGCUGGGCAUCAGCGCCCUCUUUUGUUUCAACCCGAGAUUCGGAAAUGGACUCAGAACCGCGACCAGAUAACGAGAGCGAAACCGAUUCUGGCAACGACGACGAAGAGCCUCCGGAACCCUUUGAGGGGAUGGAAGACGAAGACAUAGCCUCAUCACCGCCUUUAGUCCUCGGCUUGAACCGCGGAAUUGGCUCCAAGGGUGGCAUUGGCUCCAAGGGUGGAAUUGGAUUAUCGCGUGGUGGUCUCGGUUUGGGUUAUUCGACAGAAGUCUCUCCCAAUGCUGAAUCCCAUAAUUCUCCCCCGACUUUCGGAACUCGCAAUAAACCGUCCUUUGUUCGCGAUGCGCCUUCCCCACGACCUGCAACGCCAUUAAGUGCUAGUGAGCAUGCGCAUUUCAACAAGAUUUCGGGAUCAAUUGGCGCGCGAUUACUUUCCAAGAUGGGCUGGCAGCAGGGAACCGGAUUGGGUGCGGCCGGGGAAGGCAUCGUCACGCCUGUCGAGUCAAAGCUGCGACCACAAAAAAUGGGCAUGGGAUUUCGAGGGUUCAAGGAGAAAACGGAGCAAUCGAAAGCUGAAGCACGCCGACGAGGAGAGGUUGUCAGUGACGAAGAACAAUCUUCGACCGUUCGCAAGGCCAAGAAAAAGGAGAAGGAAGCUAGACAGAAAAUGUCCGACGUAUGGCAGCGGCCCAAGAAAGUCAAAACCAAGGUUGAACACAAAACAUACGAGCAAAUCAUUGCAGACAGUGGUCACGAGACUUCUGGAGUUGGCCCGAUAAUCGACGCGACCGGUGCAGUUCCCAGAGAAAUUUCCUCUUUAGCUGAUAUAUCUUUAAAUACCUGGAGCCCAUCCAAUGACCUCACACGAAUUCCAGAAGUGCGGCAUAACAUUCGCGUCAUUAAUGAAACUUGCAAGACUGAUCUGGAUGGACUGGCUCGAGAAGCUAAAUCGCUGGACGGACGAAAGCAAUUUGUCAUCCGGGAGGAUCUGCGACUUGGAAGAAAAAUCGAGGAAGAAGCCAAGUUGAUAGCGCGUUUACAGCAAGUUCAAAUCAUCACAAACGACAUUGACGCAAAAUCAAAAGAGCUUGCAUCCGUAUACGAAGCGUCUUUAGAAGAAUUUUCUCCACUUUUCCAACAACUGGUUGAACAAUUUUCGCCUGAACUCGAAAUGUAUCGUCUUGACGAAAUUAUCGUGGCAGCAAUUUCUCCCUUGGUUCGUCGUCAUGUCCACGCCUGGAAUCCUCUUUCUGUACCUAUGGAGCUCCUCACAACAUUCCGUAACUGGAAGAUUGCGUUGCGAGUCAGGCCGAGUGCCCAGAACCAGGUUAAUCAUUAUGGUUUGAACGCAGGUUUUACUGAAUAUACGGAAAGGCCUAUGACGCCAUUUGAAAGCCUUCUGUGGACCGUGUGGCUACCAAAAGUCCGCACAUCGCUCAACAAUGAUUGGAAUCCGCAAGAUCCUCAACCAGCGGUACGACUCUACGAGGCUUGGUCUUCGUUCCUUCCUCCCUUCAUCCGCGACAAUAUCUUGGACCAGCUUGUAUUACCAAAGCUAAAAAAAGCUAUCUCCGAUUGGAAUUCCAAACGGUCCUCUGCAUCCCUACGGAGCAUCGUCUUUCCUUGGUUGCCUCAUCUUGACCUUCGAAUGGAGGACGUAAUUGGAGACGCGCGACGCAAAAUCAAGGGGAUUCUGCGAAGUUGGAAUGUAACCGACGAGCUCCCAAGUGAUCUGGUGGCCUGGAGAGAGAUUUUCGAUUCUCCUGAGUGGGAUACCAUGCUUCUUAAAUAUGUGGUGCCCAAGCUUGGUGCCACAUUACGGGACGACUUCCGCAUCAACCCCCGAGACCAACAAUUAGCGCCUCUUACUAAUGUUUUACGCUGGGUCGACAUCGUCCGUCCGUCCAUAUUGUCACAGAUCCUCGAGACCGAAUUUUUCCCAAAAUGGCUCGACGUGUUGCACAUUUGGCUCAUCCAACCUACGGUCAGCUUUGAAGAAGUUGCGCAAUGGUAUUCGUUCUGGAAGGGAAGUUUCUCUGAGAAUGUACAGAAUCUAGCUGGGGUAUCGCGUGGCUUUACGCGGGGAUUGCAGCUUAUGAACAAAGCGAUCGAACUUGGACCAAGUGCCCCAACUCAACUCGCUCGUCCAGACUGGCGUGCUGAAUCCGAAUCACGCUUGACGGGUCCUCCUCGCAAUGCUGCCCCCCGACCAUCUGCACGAACCCAGGAAAUAACCUUCAGAUCUAUCGUGGAGGAAUUCGCUGCCUCCAAUAAUCUGCUUUUCAUGCCCACUGGUCGGGUUCAUGAGCUGUCUAGAAUGCCAUUGUACCGACAAUACCCAAUCGACGUCGACUUGGGCUAUGAAAAGCAAAAACCUAUAAUACUCAGCGACGACGACGACGACGACGACGACGACGACGACUUGGGCGCGCUAGAAAGCCACCUUAAAUCCCACCUUAAAUCCCACUUUCUCAUGGACAACGAGGAUGAGGACGAACUCUUGCUUUCCCCCAUCUCACGACCGCCCAAGCGUAAGGGCGCCACUGGUUCAGGAAGACUACAGAAAAGGCAGCGAUUCACAUCUGCCGUGGUUGAACUUGUCUCAGAAGGUUCUUCGGACGAGGAAGAGUUCUUCAACAACGCGUUAUUUGACCCAUACCGAGCCGCAACACCUUCACAUGAUUUACCCGAAUUCGAUUCAGAGGCCACAAAGCUAAAAGAGCCCAUACACAAGCUGUUGCUUCCUCCAUUACGCUCGUCAUCUGAAGUUGCGAUUCCGAGUGUGGUAGACUCCCCCCUUAGAAUGCUUCAACAGCUUGGCCUACCCCAGCACAAGGUGCAACGAGCACGGUUCCUACGAGCGCCAUCAACACUCUCCGAAAUCAUGCACGUGGACAAGCUAGUUCGAACCUCGCUACCUGCUCGUGCUGGUGGAUCCAUGAACAAAAUCAUCCAACACAACGGCCGAGUGGUGGUCUGCUCCAACUCGGCGGGGGGCAACCAUACCGGACCAACGGAUGCCUACAACAAGGCAGGAACCUUGAUAUCAUGGACCAAGAGUCGACCGUCACGAAUAGAUGAUCUUGAACUUUUGGUUCAUCAAGACAGAGAGGCAGCUUUAGACCUGCCACCUGAGGUUGACACGUCAUUCUCCAUGAACUGUGUUGCGUUUGAGCCUCAAACCUCAACUCUUGUUUGCUCGGGCGAAGAUCAGAUUGUCUGGGGUUGGAACUAUGACUGUGAGCAAGAUAAAUAUGUACAUGGACAAUAUCACUGCUUUGAGUACCAGGGAACGGCAAAUAAUCCAGUUGUUCCCCAUGAUAUUGUACUCAAGCCAAACACACCAAGCUUAGCUGUUGCCGAGAAGCGAGUCACAAUCUACUCCAACAUAUCUUACCAUGAUGGAGGGACUCAUAGAAGGCUCAAUUUUCCUGGUCGCAACUCAGAGAGAUAUGUUGCGGGUUCUGUAGCUUGGGGCGUUGGUCCUUCGUCUGAUUAUCUCUUUGUGAUGACAGAGGCAGUCGCUAAAAACGACCACACUGGCCUCCAUUUUGGCUUUGAUGCACGCACUGGCCAGAUGUCAUUGGAAUUCGCUUGUGGAAGACGGGACGGUGAAGAAGGUGAUGCUAUGUGUAUAAGCCAGGAUGGCGGCACUGCUGCAUUGGUGACAAAAUCUGGGGUCAACAACUCCUUGCUCCGUCUCUUUGAUUUGCGCACUAUGGACAGGAAUGCAGUUCACACCCUCACCUUGACUCAGUCGGAUGUUAGCCUUCCAGAAGUCAAUUGCAUGGCUUUCAGCCCUGACGACCGCCUCCUUGCUCUUGGAAGAAAUGACAACCAGACACAUCUUUAUGAUGUUCGAUUCCUCGACAGAAAAGUGUCUGAAUACCCCCAUGAACCCUUGCGAUUACCAUCGGAUGGUCAAGAAUUCUUCGGCAUUGUCGAUCUUCAGUGGGUUGAAUGGCAUGGACGUAUGGGACUCGUCACCGGUGGAAAUGAUGGUUGUGCCGACUCAGACAUUGCAGCGUUUUCCCUUGGUGAUCGAUGGCAGAACCAACAUGACUUAGUAGUCGGGGAUUCCACUGGCAACAUUUUCAUUUUCGACUCCCACACGUUGAACAUAUAA